GUAAGAAUAAUUUAUAAACAACCAGCCUUAGCCUACAAGAUCUCAGCAGGGAAUCAGAUAAAAAGAUUAUUUAUGGGUGCAAGCCUGAGAAAAUACAGCAGUUAACAUGUGCUACUGAGAAGUGAUGUUCACAGAGAUGCAUGCCCUAGACACCUACCGUGGGGUGCAAAAGACAUUGCUUUUCAGAAACAGUGGAAACAGGAUGUAGUGGAUCCAUGUUUCAGUGGCCCUUCCCAUAUACCUGUUGUGCUCUAACCCCAGCUCCUUGGCAUGGUGCUCCCCCAUGCUGGAAGAGAAAGCAGCUUCCACCACAACAAAAACCUAGUUCAAAGUUUGUCUUUGGGUGCAUUGGCACUGAGAGAGCUGUUCAUGAGAUUGUUUUUAUUACAGACAUAGUUAAUCAUACAAAGGAACUUUUAUUUGACAAGGACCUGUACUUGAGAACCUUAUUUCGUGGUCACAGGAGAACAAGCAUCGCAGUAUAUGGCUUUUAAGAUUUCACAAUGAGAAUGGUAUUUCACAUGCCUUGAAAAUUACUAAAGCCAACAUUUGGAAAAGUGAAAAAAAAAAUACAUCCUGGGGCUCUCUUCCAAAAUGUAACAUCACACACACUGUAUAUGGCCAACAAACCACACAGAGAACACUCAGUCGUGCCUCAGAAUGGAUCUUUGAAUUCUCUCAGUAAUCUCUCUACUGUUCUUUACCAACUGUUCCUGAAUUUAAAACUUUACCUAAAUCACCAGGAAGCACAAGGAUUAGGUGUGCCUAUCUGGUGUUUAUCUUACCUUUAUUACAAUCAUUUCAUAUCCUUUUUAUGUAUAAAAAAUAUCUUUCAUGCUCUCAGUUCUGAUCUGUGCAGUCUACUAAGAGUUUCCCUUUCUUUUUCACCAUGAAACUAACUCUGGGAGUCAUGAUUAGUUCUCUUUAUACAUAAAAACAUGUCUAUUUUAUAAAAUUUCUUUCCAGCCAAAAUUGCUGAGCUGUUUAUGGGAUUUUCACUUUCAAUGUAAUCUACAUUCAAGAUUGUUCCCUAAGCUCAAAUUGUAUUUAUUUAGUGUUUCCAGAACACAUGAUCCUAACUGGUUAAUAUAUAUUAAUAGUAAUAACGGUCAUAGAUUCACUGUAUAUUGAAAUUAAGCAGAAAUGUGUUCAAAGCAGUAAAAAUACAUCAUUAUUUGAAUAAAAGGUGACUGAAAUGUGUUAAGUACAUAAAUUAGGAAUUGCUCAUGUGGUUAAUUGCCCAUUAGCACUACAUUCUUAAAAAUACCUACAGAAAAAAUUUCCCUUUGAAGAGGAAAUGAAAUUAUACAGCUGAAUAUGAAUUGUGUUUCCUGCCAAGAGGACAUCUGGACCUCCAAGUUUAUAAAAGGCUUGUGGUAGUGCUCAGACAUUAGCUAGCAGGCUCUGGAGAAACUUUUCUAUGACUAACUCUACAGACACUUCAUGUACAAUUGCUAGCUGACGAGGAGGUCAUAGUUAGCUGCAGUUAAAAUCUGAAAGUUGCACUGGAAAGUAAAUGUUCCUGAGGUUUUUUAGUUUAGCUCAUCAUGAAUGAAUCCAUGGCUCCAGCCCAGAGAUCAUAAGCAAGGAAAAUAAACACUUUUUUUUCCUCUGUAUUUAGUAAAAGCAAUGAUUCUGUUUACAAAAGGAAAUAUUUAACUGUUACGUAUCUUCUCCAUUAUUUUUUACAUAGAACAUUACAGAUUUUCUUCCAUUACUCUUAGCCAAAAACCUGCUACAAAAGGGUUAGAUUCCUGCUGUCUUUUUAGUUUUAUAUCCUCUCAAGUUAUCUUAGUUUGCACGAGACUAUCAGUGAAAGAGAUAACAUUCAGACUGUUGUGAGGGAAGAUGUCCAAAGCCAGAGAGCUGUGUUGAGUUGUAGCCCAAUUCCCUGACAAGACUGCCAGCUUGAGUGAGUUUAUGAACUCAGAUAAAACUGCUGCUCUCCUAAUUCCACAAUGAUAGAAAAUGUUCUGUGCAUUAAGUACCAAAUUGUGUGAUGUGGAAUAUUAGCACUUAACCAAUACCCAGAGGCAUCGCAGACAGAAAUAUUGCAAGUGGCUGAGGUAUAGACAUCACUAAUGUUGUACGUAUAUGUAAGAGAUGAAUGAUGCUUUCCUCAGAAACUCCAUCCUUAGUUAUCUUCUGGGUGUAAAAAUACAGAAACUUAAAGAGCAGAGUGAAAUAGCUGGAACAGAAAAUUAACAUUCAGGAUGACUGAUUGCAAAAUACUGAUUUAUUUUUUUUUUUAAUGCAUUCUUCUUUAUGACUGACAUGCUCCACUUAAACAUUAAGUACUGAAAUGUUUGAUAUAAUCAUAGACUCAGCAAUGUCUUGUCUACCAUAAUGACUCCGAGACUGACUCCCUGCAAAAAACAAGAUGCAGGCAGUAUUAUCAAGCACACCACCACCACUAGAAUAGUCACCAGAGGAGGCAGCUCUGGCAACCCAGCAGAUUUUCAAUGGAAAACAACAUUUUACCUAUGUUCUCAUUCCUGCACUACCUCACACAGACUUACCAGAGAGAAAUAAAGGCACUACUAAUGCUACAAAAGACUAAAUGCUUUGGAGGCUGGGGCUGCCUCCCUCCACCUGCGCUCAAAUGAAAUUUUGAACUGGAGAGGAGUGUUGUGAAUUUGGACCUGUAGAAACCCUCUCUCCAGCCAAGAUCUUCAGCAUAAGGUCUUGGAGGAGUCAAUGCUUUAUUAUUAUAAUUGCUGACAUUUGAGGGCAAUAAGCUGUCUAAUCUAACAGCAAUACUGUUAACCCAAAGUUCAGGAUAGGAGAAACUGAGAGGGAGCAAAAGAAUGAAAAGUUAAACAAAUGAGUGAUUCACACAGUGAGUAGGUAGCAUUCCUGGUGCUGGGGAAGUGGGCAUCAUCCUGCUAAAUUUAUACAUAAUAUGGAAAAUAAGAGUAAGAGAAAGGGCAGGGAAGGGUGCACAGCUAGCUUUAUGUCACCAGCAUGAUUCCUACUACUCUCAGGGAGCUGGAAUUUGGCUAUAUCUGUUUCUGCCAUCAGUCUAGAGGAGACACAGAACUACUUACACUAAAUUGGCACUUUCAUUCUUUCGUGUCACUUUAAACAAUGGCAGCAAAGAGAGGAAAUUCCAUAGAAUUUAGAGGAAGUUCAAAGCUUGCCAAUAUGCAAACAUUUCUCACCGUUGCACAUACAAAGCAUGGAUUGAUCUAGCCUGUAAUGAUCAAUGGGCACUUCCAGAAGUUAAAUGUUUGUUAUACCAUUGAUGGAAGACUUUUAAAUGUUAUGUUUCUUUUUUGAGGUCCGUUCCUCUCAUUUCAAAGACAUCUCCCAUUCACUUCAGAAUUUUUUUUAAAAUGCCUGAAACUUCUCUACUGAGUGUUUCCUCCUCAAAUCAGAGUGAAACCAAGAGCAACUCAACUAUUUGCCUGGACUUGAAUGGCUUGUGGGAAAUAGUGUAGUAUAUAGUACCCAAAUAUAUUGAGACUGUUAUUGGAAUUCUUGGAAAUGCAUUUGUUCUAUUCACUUAUUCACUGCACAAGGGUUCCCUGAAGAUAGCUGAAACCUAAUUUAUGAACCUAGCUGCUGCUGAUCCUAUCUUCCCCACAUGUCUCCCUUUCUGGGCAGAGAAUAUCAGGAAUGAAUUUAAGUGGCCAUUUGGCAGUUUCCUUUGCUGCAGCACCAACACAUCCAUCAGCCUGAACAUGUACCCCAGCAUCUACUUGCUGGUGGCAGUCAGCGUGGAUCGCUAUUUGACUUUUGUUCACACCUUGGACAACAGAGUGAUAUGGAGAAAAACUACAGCCAAAGGGAUCUGCUUGCCUGCCUGGUUCUUUGACAGCCUUCUCAGCAUCCCAACCUUUAUGUUUCAGACUGUGAAACACUUUCCCCUGUGGAAUAUUUCAGCAUGCACUUUAGACUUCCCUGCCCCAUUGUGGGUAACAACUGAAAGGCUGAUAGUCAACAUCGUGGGGUCUUUGUUGCCAUUUACAGCCGUUAUCUUCUUUAAUUUCUCUACCAUACACUUCCUAAAAAAAAAGGCAAGGGAACACAGAGCACUCAGAACAAAGAGCUGCAAGGAAACAAAGGCUACCAGGCUGAUCUUCACAGUGGUAUUAAUGUUUCUUCUGUGCUGGACUCCUUACCAUUUUUUUGUAUUCCUUGAUAUAUUAUACCAGACAGAAGUGAUCAAAGGGUGCUUCUGAGGGGAACUGCUCAACUUUGGUGAGCAGUUUGGUUACACUCUGGCUAUCACCAACAGCUGCAUUAACCCUGUGAUUUAUGUCUUUGCUGGGAAAUACUUCAGGCAUAAGGCUUCAAAAGUUUUUUCACAGUUUAUUCCUUGUGGAUUUCCUUUGAGCUGAGUAUCAUUAAAGAAGUCCUCACAUUUCAACAUGUUUCCAAUCAGAAGUAAUUUAACCUAAUGGUUGUCAGUUUCAUUUUCAUUUUGCUAUUACAACUUAUUUCAAGUGGCAUUAAAAAUUAUUAUGAAUUGCACUGGUCUGGCAUUUACAGAAUAAGGUAAUUAUUUAUUAAAGUAAAUCACUUGGCUUCUUAUUUGUCCUCAAUUUGCUUUUCUUUUUCUAUGGUAUCCAUCCAAAUGUAUAACAUUAUAUGAUUGGAAUUUUAUACCAAAUGAUCUGUCAUCAGUUUUCAGUGACCUGAAAAAAAACUCUUUGACAGAUAUCAGAACUCUCAUUUCUUUACAGAAAGCCAUAAGCUGGCUAAACAUUUUACUGCAUUGAUCUGUGAUGACAAAUAUGAUCCCACCACUAAAGUUAUACAUAAAAUUAUAGUGUGCAUUAAAUAGAAAAUAUGAGUUUAACCUUCAGCUGAUAGCUGCAUUUGAGCAAUUAUAGAAUAGCUCCAAUUAUUUUUAAUGAUUUUUUAAGAGGUUUACACUUUCAAAGUAGCAUAUGGAAAAUUUGAACAAUUUUGUGCUUUUCAAAUACAUUCAGUACAUAAAUAUUGUACAAGACAAUGUACCACAAAGAAAGUGUAGAUAAGCUGCAAAAAAAGGAAAGCAACCCAGCAUCCUCUUUAAAAUCUGACUUUUUCUUGAUCCAGAAAAUGUUACACAAUUACUCAUGAAAUACCUAAAGAUUCUUUCUAUCUUUUAUAUGUGGAAAUACCAGUGGUGGCCAUUAAUACUGUAUUAUUUUGGAAUAUCUCCCAUCUGAGGCAAAUCCUUGGCUAUAUAUUUAUAUUUUUAUGAAACAAAAUGAAUAAACUGCAUAACAUCUGAUUUUA
This is a messenger RNA of Pezoporus flaviventris, 5229 nucleotides long. It is a transcript of the gene BDKRB1, whose product is annotated as bradykinin receptor B1. Lineage: Eukaryota; Metazoa; Chordata; Aves; Psittaciformes; Psittacidae. Gene Ontology annotation, biological process: response to mechanical stimulus; inflammatory response; G protein-coupled receptor signaling pathway. The record is from RefSeq and is a predicted model, not a curated record. Gene Ontology annotation, cellular component: membrane. Gene Ontology annotation, molecular function: bradykinin receptor activity.